This is a messenger RNA of Serendipita indica DSM 11827, 993 nucleotides long. The record is from the annotation of a GenBank genome assembly. Lineage: Eukaryota; Fungi; Basidiomycota; Agaricomycetes; Sebacinales; Serendipitaceae.
AUGGUUAUAUCCAACGGAAAGCAAAACUCUCCUGGACUUGUUGGAAAGAUUUAUAGGGAUCCAUACAAACCGCUUAUGCAAACAAUUGGGGCCCUACUGACCACGAUUGCUUACGGUGACAAGGUCUAUCAGCAUCACGGCAAAGAUCUGGUCUCGAUCGAUACAGAGGCAAUGAACCUACUAACGGCGGUCUUUACUCAACUUUGGCUCGUAGACGUCAUCCCUCUAGGUCUCCUGAAAAGUGCUCCGUAUUCAGCCCGCUAUAUCCCCGCAUGGUUCCCUGGCGCAUCCUUCAAAGUACUUGGUCUGCGAGGGAAAUACUUGUCAACCAUGAUACGCUACUGGGCUUAUGGAAUGGUAGAAGAUGCGGUCGCUCGCGGGACUGCAGACAAGUCGAUUGCUAGCAAGUAUAUGAAUCAAGCUGGGUGUUCAAAUGAAAACCUACGCGAUGCUCUGGCUGUCAUGUACGCAGGAGGUGUGGAUACGGUCCACAGCCACUUCCUUGACAAAUUUCUUGUUCUGUAUGGCUCUUUACCCUGGAUGGCAACAAAAAUUCAGCGAGAGAUGGACGAUGCAGUUGGACAUGGGAACGCACCGACGAUAGAAGAAAUCACGGGCCUCAAGCUCUUCAAUGCCGGAUGGAAAGAGUCUUUUCGAUGGAACCCUCCUGUUCCUUUGGGUAAGAGGACCCAAUAUGUCACUAUCGGCACCGACUUUUCCAGAUAUAUCCUUCGAGACUCUCGGCUGUGGGGAUUGGAUGCGCACGAAUUCAACCCGACGCGAUUUCUGCCCGAACACAAUCCCAACGUCGACCAGCUGCCAAACGUCCUCAGCAUCCCUGUCGGCUUUGGUAGCCGAGUGUGUCCAGAGAAACUGCUGGCUGAACGGAUCGGUCCACAGUUUGCGUGUGCAAUCCUUUCGCACUACGACGUUUGUGCAGAUGGAGAACAGCUGACAGCGGAGAAGCCCUUUGAAGAUAUGGCUCUUUGGUGA